Messenger RNA from Aspergillus caelatus, 738 nucleotides. Its product is annotated as PSME3-interacting protein. The record is from RefSeq and is a predicted model, not a curated record. The transcript is spliced from 2 exons. Bases 1 to 738 code for a protein of 245 amino acids. Lineage: Eukaryota; Fungi; Ascomycota; Eurotiomycetes; Eurotiales; Aspergillaceae. Gene Ontology annotation, cellular component: nucleus.
AUGUCCUCCGGAUUCGUAUCAGCCGGAACAGACCAAGAGCCGGUAGAACGCGACGAUGAAUGGCUCCGCGCCCAACAAGAACUGGAGGAAGAACGGCGGCGCAAGGCAGAACUAGGCAAGCAAGCCGAUGGCAAAAGUCUCUACGAAGUGCUACAGCAGAACAAAAUGGCCAAACAGGAAGCCUUUGAGGAGAAAAUUAAAUUGAAGAAUCAGUUCCGUUCGCUUGACGAGGAUGAGGUCGAGUUCCUGGAUUCGAUUAUGGAGUCGACCCGCGCGCAGGAGGCCGCUGUGAAGAAGGAAACUGCUGAGCAGCUUGAGGCUUUCCGGCGACACCGGGAGGAGGCGGAAAAGGUUGCACUUGAGGAGGGCACUGCGGAUGUUACUCCCGCUGCUGAGGGGGAGGAUUGGAAGAUCCCUGCGCGUAAGCGGAGGAGGGAUAAGAAGGAUCUUUUGCUUCCUGGGAAGAAGCGCAAGUCUACCGCUGAAGGUGCGGAAGAGACUCUGUCGACUGGGGAGCAGAAGGUGGAUCAAAAGGACAAAGAUUCCGGAAAGGAUGAAAAGCAGUCUGUUCCGGCUCCGGCUGAUGCUGCUAAAGUUAAGUCACAGCCACCUGUGAACACUGCAACUUCUGCUAGCCCCGUACAGGCCAAUGAUGUGAAGGAGAUUGAGAAGAAGCAGGCGCCCAAGCCAGCUUCGAUAUCUCUUGGCCUGUCCGGCUACAGUUCCGACUCUGAGUAA